UGCUGAAAGAUUUCAUCGGUAAAAGUAAAUAAAUUAAAAUAUUGUUGUUUUGGUGGUUUAUCUUACAUACUUUGUGAAAUAAAUAAGGAUAAUUUAAUCAAAAUGAAUGUGAUACAAGCAGUUAAAAUGUACAUUACUAAAAUGACGGAAGAGAGCGGCCCUGGAAUGAAAGUGAUAUUAAUGGAUAAAGAAACUACCAGCAUAGUGAGUAUGGUGUACAGUCAAUCGGAAAUCUUACAGAAGGAAGUUUACUUAUUCGAGAGGAUAGACAGUCAUGCCAAAUGGGAUAACAUGAAACACAUGAAAUGCAUAGUUUUUAUACGUCCAACAUCAGAGAACAUAGCUCUGUUGUCACGGGAACUGAGAGAUCCUAAAUAUGGUGUUUACUUUAUAUAUUUCAGUAAUGUAGUUUCUAAGGCAGACAUCAAAACUUUGGCCGAAUGUGAUGAAGAGGAGGCUGUCAGAGAGGUCCAGGAAGUUUUUGCUGACUACCUGGCUGUGGACAGACACCUGUUCUCUUUCAAUAUUGUUGGAUGCCUCCAAGGACGGGUGUGGAACCAACAGCAUCUCCAACGAGUUUCCCAAGGUCUGUUGGCGCUCCUCCUGUCUCUGAAGCGACGAGCCUGCGUCCGCUACGAGGCAGCAUCAGAACCCUGCGCUCGUCUCGCGGAGAGGGUCCGCGAUCUGCUGAGGAGGGAGGCUGUGCUCAUAGAUAAUAGCAUCCCUUAUAACGGAGAGCUGCCCCCUACUCAGCUGCUGAUCAUCGACAGGAGAAAUGAUCCCGUCACGCCCCUAUUGAGUCAGUGGACCUACCAGGCCAUGGUGCACGAGCUGCUGACGAUAAACAACAACCGCGUGAGCCUGGCGCACGUGCCCGACGUGCCCAAGGACUUCAGGGAGGUGGUGCUCUCCUCGGAGCAGGACGACUUCUACGCGAAGAAUCUUUACUCCAACUUCGGCGAGAUCGGGCAAACCAUCAAGUCUCUGAUGGAGGAGUUUCAGACGAAAGCGAAGAGCAACCAGAAAGUGGAGAGCAUCAGCGAUAUGAAAAAUUUCGUGGAACAGUACCCACUCUUCAAGAAAAUGUCUGGCACGGUGACGAAGCACGUGACCGUGGUGGGGGAGCUCUCGGCCUGUGUCGGCCGCCACAAGCUGCUCGAGGUCUCCGAGCUGGAGCAGGAGAUCGUCUGCCAGUCAGACCACUCUAAACACCUGCAGCGGCUGAAGGCGCUGCUGGCGGACGGCGCGCUCCGGGACAGCGACGCGGCGCGGCUGGCGAGCCUGUACGCGCUGCGCUACGAGAAGCACGCGGGGCAGGGGGUGGGGGCGGCGCUGGAGCUGCUGCGGGCGCGGGGGGCGGCGGACGGGGCUCCGCUGGCCGCGCUCGAGUACGGCGGGGCGCACGCGCGACACGGCGACCUCUUCGGUCUGCAGGACGCGGUCAAGAUCACCAACAGACUCUUCAAGGGUCUGAACGGCGUCGAAAACAUAUACACGCAACACACGCCCCCCCUGAAGGACACGAUCGAGGAUCUGUUGAGGGGCAAGCUGCGGGAGGCCCAGUACCCCACGCUGGGCGGGGACGACGGCCGCCGCCCCACGCACGUCGUCGUGUUCGUGGUGGGCGGGGCCACGUACGAGGAGUCGCUGUGCGUGCACCAGAUCAACAAGGCCAACCCGGGGGCCAAGGUGGUGCUCGGCGGGACCACCAUACACAACUCGGCGUCAUUCUUCGAAGAAAUAAAGUCGGCUAUGCAGGGCGUGCACAGGACGCACACCAAACAUAUUAGGAACGUUUAGAUGCGGUUUGACUGGUUGUGGAGGAAGCGUACCUAACUUAUAACUCGGCGCCCAGCGGCUGUUAAAAUAGACAAAACCAAUCCAAACCAAACCAAUUAGCGGUAGGCAGCGGCUUGGCUCUGCUCCUGGCAUUGCUGAAGUCCAUGGGCGACGGUAACCACUUACCGUUGGGUUAGG
Molecule: messenger RNA, 1977 nt
Organism: Bombyx mandarina (wild silkworm)
Lineage: Eukaryota; Metazoa; Arthropoda; Insecta; Lepidoptera; Bombycidae
Gene: Vps45
Product: vacuolar protein sorting 45
Biological process (GO): vesicle-mediated transport
Source: RefSeq, a predicted model, not a curated record